GGAUAAAGAAUCCUAUCCGUCGAUCUUCAAAUCGUUCCAACCGUCGCAGGCUAUAAAUAUACCAUAACUACAUAUCUAUUCAAACUUUGUUCAUCUUGAGAAAAGUAAAGAGUCGCUCACCAAGGUUGAAGAGAGAAGAAACAACUGAAGAUAUGGCUCGUACCAAGCAAACUGCUCGCAAGUCCACCGGAGGAAAGGCUCCUAGGAAGCAGCUGGCUACCAAGGCUGCACGUAAGUCGGCCCCAACAACUGGCGGGGUCAAGAAGCCUCACAGAUACCGUCCCGGUACCGUUGCCCUCAGGGAAAUCCGCAAGUACCAGAAGAGUACUGAACUUCUUAUUAGGAAGUUGCCAUUCCAGCGUCUGGUUCGUGAGAUUGCUCAGGACUUCAAGACGGAUUUGCGUUUCCAGAGUCAUGCCGUUCUUGCGUUGCAGGAGGCUGCUGAGGCUUACCUCGUGGGACUAUUCGAGGACACCAACCUCUGCGCUAUCCAUGCGAAGCGUGUCACCAUCAUGCCCAAGGAUAUCCAGCUUGCUAGGCGUAUCAGGGGUGAGCGUGCCUAAGUGCGGCGUGCUUAAACUGAAUCAAAGUGUGGGCUGCAUGGUGCUUAAUUAAGCGAUUGUGCAAUGCUUAUGGAAUUUGUUUUUGUUUUUUGAUUUUAUGUCAAGUCAUUAGAUAGAUAGGCGUAGAAGGUUUCAGUGAAUAUGGUAAUUGGCAAAGACAUUAUAUUGCCUGGAUAUGGUGGUGUGCAGUCAAGGUUGUUUUUGUUUUAUAGAAUGAAGGAUUUUUUCAAUUCUAUAUUUCUGGUGAUUCUGUAUUGUUAGGAACUUGCAGCCACACUAAUUGUGUUAAAAACAACUUAUAAUGCAUCUAAUGUUAGCUUAGUUGCUGUUUUAAUUUGUUAAA
This is a messenger RNA of Humulus lupulus (European hop), 906 nucleotides long. Its product is annotated as histone H3.3. Gene Ontology annotation, molecular function: structural constituent of chromatin; protein heterodimerization activity; DNA binding. Bases 153 to 563 code for a protein of 136 amino acids. The transcript has 5 exons. Gene Ontology annotation, cellular component: nucleosome. Lineage: Eukaryota; Viridiplantae; Streptophyta; Magnoliopsida; Rosales; Cannabaceae. The record is from RefSeq and is a predicted model, not a curated record.